Molecule: messenger RNA, 1704 nt
Organism: [Torrubiella] hemipterigena
Lineage: Eukaryota; Fungi; Ascomycota; Sordariomycetes; Hypocreales; Clavicipitaceae
Source: the annotation of a GenBank genome assembly
AUGUCUUCCCUUUCGCCCAUCAACACCGCCGCCGCCAUGUCAGCCUCCCCGUCUGCUGGCGGCAGCAUGUCGCCUAGGCAGGCCGCUGCCCCCAAGAAUGUCGCAUUUGAGCUUCUCUUUAUGGACUCGCCUCAGUACAGAGCGCGCUUGCCCAUGAGAGUCCAGAUUUACCCUCACGAUGCCACGGAGUCCAUUGUCACCACUGUCAAGAACUUCUAUGGCCUCUACUCCAACGCCACCACCUCCAAGGGCGUCAGCUUUGAGGACGAGCACGGCAACACCCUCAUUGCCCGCUACGAAAACUUUACAAAUAACAUGAAUGUCUAUGUUCGUGUCAUUGAGGAAGGCCCCGUUGUCCCUGCAAACUACGGCUCCAGCUCGUUUCACACAGCCAUGCCAGGGGCCGCCGCCGCUGCCCCCGAGGGCUACUACGCCGACGGCUACCACCAGUCCACAGACCGCGUGGCACGCCCGGGCAGUCGUUCACCCUUGGGCAUGGUCCGCGAUGACCUCAGCGAAUCUGCUAGCGUAACAAGCAAAGAGCAGCUUGGCACUACAGAUAUCAGCGUCGACAACAUUGUCGAGGGUGGUAGACGUAAACGUGCCAAGUUUGAAUCUUCGGAGCUCCCUCUUUUUGCUCCUCCUCAGAUGCCGGCGGCCACGUCGAACCCGUCCGUAUCGCCUGCUCGUCGUAUUGACCAGCACCGCGCCCCAGUCGGUUUCAACCAGUCCAGCCACAACCCCUUCACGAACCCUCGAUCGAUCCACUCGUCGCAAUACUACAGCAACAAUAUUUAUGCAACGCCCAAUUCUGAAGACCGCCGUCAUCGCGGAAGCAUCAGCUACGGUAGCGGAAACGGCGUCUUGCCUACGCCGGAUCCCACUGUUGGCAGCUGCAUGUCGGAAGAGGACAAGGACGUUGCCAUCCAGCUCAUGAGACUUGGUGAAAUGUCCAAUGUUCCCCACGGCCGAACAUCAGCUUCUACACAUGAUGAUACCUUUAGCGGCAAGGCCGACGCUGCCUCCUCUACUGGCGCCACUAGCGAUGGCGAGAGUGACAGCGACAACGACUUGCCCCCUGCCCGCCGCCAGAAGCUGGACAUGUCUGGCAACUCCCGCUCCAUUUACCCUACCACGGAGAGCAACUUUAUGCUUGCCCCCAGCAAGGUAGAGUACAGCAGCGAAGAGGAGUAUGACAACCAGCCCAAGCCUGCACCCGCGUCCAAGCCCAAGGCAUCCAAGCCCAAGGCUCUUAAACCCGCGGCUACCAAGACAAAGAAGGUUGCUGCUGCUGCUGCGGCUGCUACUGCUCCUCCUCCUGGCGCGCCUCUGUCCCCUGCAUCGGCAACACACUCUCGCAAGCCUUCUGUUACUUCGGUUGGCGCCAUGGGCCCUCCUGGCGAGGAUGAGCCCGACUUGUCCACCAAGCCUCGCUGCCAGCGUUGCCGCAAGAGCAAGAAGGGCUGCGAUCGUCAGCGCCCCUGCGGACGAUGCCGAGAUGCUGGCCUUACCGCGGACCAGUGCAUCAGCGAAGAUGAGGGCAACGGUCGCAAGGGCCGUUAUGGACGCCACAUGGGCGUUCCCAUCAAAAAGGAAGAGCUGCUCACCGUGGCUCAACCUACGCUGCUGCCGGCCGCUCCCAUCGCCCCCAACACCGUCGCCGUCGCCAUGUCUAUCGACAAAUCCAAGAAGCGCAAGCGAUAA